GUGUAGAGGCCUUUACAAACCGGCAUUGCAUAUAUGCUUACUUCAUUUGUUACAGAUACUAAUCGCCUCGCUCUUGAUCGAAAAUGUCGCGAACGGAUGACCCGUACUUUAAGAGCUAUUUUAACCUCGAGGUCCAUCGGCUCAUGUUGCAAGAUAAACCCCGCACAGAGGCCUACCAGCAGGCUAUUGUCAAAAAUGCACCAUUUUUUAAGGACAAAACUGUCAUGGAUAUCGGAGCCGGCACCGGAAUUUUGUCGAUGUUUUGCGCACAGGCCGGCGCCCAGAAAGUUUAUGCCGUUGAAGCGAGUGCGAUGGCCACACCUUUGCGUGAAAUUGUGGUGGCCAACCAAUUCAUGAAUACGAUCACCGUCCUCGAGGGAAAAGCCGAAGAUAUUGAUCUUCCCAACCACGCCAAGGUGGACAUCAUAGUGAGUGAGUGGAUGGGAUUUUAUUUACUGCAUGAAUCCAUGCUCGACUCGGUGAUUGCGGCUCGUGACAAGCAUUUGGCGCCCCAUGGGAUCAUGAUGCCCUCCCAUGCCCGGAUAUGGAGCGCCCCUGUUUCUAUGAGCGAUUAUUUCCGUGAGAAGGUCGACUUUUGGGAUAACGUCUACGGCUUUAAAAUGCCUCCUCUGAAGCGGCUCAUGCUACGUUCGGACAAGCCUGAAGUGGACGUUAUUCAGCCUGAGCAAAUAUUGAGUGAACCUACUCUGGUGGCUGAGUUUGAUCUUCGAUGGGUGGAAACCGAGGAGAUCAAAAGUGUGAGCCAAAAGAGAUUCAUUUCCGCCACCGCCACCGGUUCAUUCCAAGGCUUGGCCCUUUGGUUUGAUUGCGAUUUUAGGCCUUUCGUGGAAACCGAAUGGGUGACUUGUGCCACCCUCUCCACUUCCCCUUCAUGUCCUUCAACCCACUGGAAACAGACGAUCAUCGUUCUUCCCGUCAGCACAGACAUUGAACAGGAUGAGGUGAUCGGCUGGUCCUUGACUCUGACUCAAACUGAAGGCAAUGCCCGCCAUUACGCUAUUCAAUUAGAGGUUCUGGACCCGGCUGUGGACGAGCAUCCGACACCUUGCGGAUGUCAGAUGGCAAAAUGUGCCUUGAUAAAAGCGCUCAUGGAGAAGGAAGAGGAGGCGCUCAAUUGAUCUCAUAAUACUAUUUUUAUUAUUAAAGGAGAGACCCAGCUCCA
Messenger RNA from Tigriopus californicus, 1183 nucleotides. RefSeq lists its product as uncharacterized. The record is from RefSeq and is a predicted model, not a curated record. Bases 84 to 1139 code for a protein of 351 amino acids. Gene Ontology annotation, cellular component: nucleus. The transcript is spliced from 3 exons. Lineage: Eukaryota; Metazoa; Arthropoda; Copepoda; Harpacticoida; Harpacticidae. Gene Ontology annotation, molecular function: protein-arginine N-methyltransferase activity. Gene Ontology annotation, biological process: peptidyl-arginine methylation.